Molecule: messenger RNA, 1115 nt
Organism: Camelina sativa (false flax)
Lineage: Eukaryota; Viridiplantae; Streptophyta; Magnoliopsida; Brassicales; Brassicaceae
Product: pectinesterase inhibitor 10
Biological process (GO): negative regulation of catalytic activity
Molecular function (GO): enzyme inhibitor activity
Source: RefSeq, a predicted model, not a curated record
ACACGCACAUGAACAUAAUUAGUUCACUUUAGCCAUUUCUCUUUAAAAAAGGGAAUCGACGAUCCGAAAAAAGAAAGUACAAAAUAAAGAUGAAACUCUUAUCUCAACCCCAAAUCCUUCUUCUCUCCAUAGCCAUUCUUCUCUUCAUCACAUCAUCAUCAUCAUCAUCAUCAUCAUUAUCACCAUCACCAUCACCAUCACCAUCAUCAUCAUUACCAUCAUCAUCACCAUCAUCACGAUCACCACUAUUAUCGCCAUCAUCAUUACCAUCACCAUCAUUAUCACCAGCAUCACCACAACCAUCAUCACCAUCAUCAUCAUCACCACCAUCAUCAUCUUUAUCAAGACAUUUAAAUCAAACCAACUUAGAUUACAUAAAAACUUCAUGCAACCACACACUCUACAAAACCCUUUGCUACAUCUCUCUAUCUCCUUACGCCUCAAAAAUCAUUUCCAACCCUCAAAACCUCGCCAUCAUCGCCCUUAAUCUCACCCUCACCUCAGCCAAGUCCACCUCUAAAUUCAUCAAAAACGUUUCUCAUGGAGGUGGUCUAACAGGUUUGGAAGCAGUUGCUGUUGCUGACUGUGUGGAAGAGAUUGGCGACUCGGUGAUUUCACUUCAAGAUUCGAUAAGAGAGUUGGACUCGAUCAACCAUAAAGAUAGUCGGAAGUUUGAGAUGGUUAUGUCAGAUGUUCAGACAUGGGUUAGUGCUGCUCUCACGGAUGAUGAUACAUGUAUGGAUGGUUUCAGGAGAAUCAAAACGGUCGUGAAAGAUUUGGUUCGGCAACAUGUUGUUAAGGUUGCUCGGCUGACCAGCAACGCACUCGCUCUCAUUAAUAUGUACGCCUCCACGCAAGAAAACUUAUCAUAGUCAAAUUUUCAUAUACAAAAAUAAAAAAUUGUUUUAUACUUUCAUUACAAAAAAAAAAAAAAAAAGCUUAUGAUUGUAUGUGUACUUUAGGUAUUGUGAUUUUUUAAUUUCUGUGUAUAAAAAAAUUGUAUGUGAAGAUUUUGUAUUAUUUUGACGGUGGUGGACAAGUUCAAGUGUUCAACCCCUUUGUUGGGCUCAAAUUACGGCAAGAAAAUAUCGUAUUAGUAAGAUUCGUUAGUAUAA